This is a messenger RNA of Lotus japonicus, 822 nucleotides long. RefSeq lists its product as uncharacterized. The record is from RefSeq and is a predicted model, not a curated record. Bases 1 to 822 code for a protein of 273 amino acids. Lineage: Eukaryota; Viridiplantae; Streptophyta; Magnoliopsida; Fabales; Fabaceae. The transcript has a single exon.
AUGGAUGGUCCAAAGCGCUGGAACCGAGAGUGGAUUGAGGAAAUUUUCCAUCCUGCUACAACUUCUCAUAUCCUUGCCAUUCCGUUGGAUUUUCAUGGUGGUGAAGAUGUUAUAUCUUGGCCUUACACAGCUGAUGGCCAAUACACAUCAAAGACAGGGUAUAGUUAUAUUUGUGGCUUACUAGCCUUGGAGGUGGCUUCAUCAUCUUCCUCGAUGAAUUCGACCUUGCCGCCAAAUUUGUGGCGAAAAUUAUGGGCUACUGGCGCGCUUCCUAGAUGCAAUGAGACAACUUGGAGAGCGAUACGAGGUUUCCUUCCAGUUCGCGAGCAACUCUUCCAGCGACAUGUCGACACAGAUCCCAGCUGCAUUCUUUGUGGGCAUGUUAGCGAGUCUACGGAGCAUAUCUUCAUGCGGUGUCCGGCGGCCAUGGCGAUUUGGUAUGCUUCUCCCCUCUCCCUUAGAGUUGAGAACGUGCCUUCUUUCCAGGCGUUGUGGAUGUCGUUCCUGCAGGAGCAGCAAUCCGAGGUGGUAGCUUUGGCUCAGACAUUGAUAUAUCAGAUUUGGGAGGUGAGGAACAGGGUUUUGUUUCGUCAGGGCCGGUUGGUGGUUUCAGAGGUCCUUGACCGAGUUAUGGGUAUGGCAGCGGAGUGUUCUACCAGGGCCCGUGAGGGGACACCGACGAGCAUAGUUGUAUGGCGGAGGCCUCCAGAGCGAGUGGUUAAGCUGAAUUUUGAUGCUUCUUUUGGGGACGGUAAGGUGGAUGGCUUGGGUAUGAUUGCUCGCAACCAUAGGGGUGAAAUCAUGGCAGCAGCUACCCCCUAA